Molecule: messenger RNA, 14390 nt
Organism: Cololabis saira (Pacific saury)
Lineage: Eukaryota; Metazoa; Chordata; Actinopteri; Beloniformes; Belonidae
Gene: dnah5
Product: dynein, axonemal, heavy chain 5
Exons: 88
Coding region: 41-13939 (4632 amino acids)
Biological process (GO): microtubule-based movement
Cellular component (GO): dynein complex
Molecular function (GO): minus-end-directed microtubule motor activity; ATP binding; dynein light intermediate chain binding
Source: RefSeq, a predicted model, not a curated record
GCCGACCCAGCCGUCCCUGCCUGCGGAGACGCUCAAGGAGAUGCAGCAAAAACUGAAGGAGGAGCGUGAAGCGAAGCGUGCUCAGCUGGAUGGAAGACAUGACUAUAUCCUCAGUAUUGUGGCAUCAUGCCUGGGACUGGAGAAGGCUGAUGUGGAAGAUGCCAUACUGGAGGGUAGUCAGAUUGACCGCAUGGAGCAAUUCUUCGCUGUAAAUGGUCUUCCACAUCUCAUGUUGUUCUAUCAAGACACUGAGCCAGCUGAAGAAGGAGCAGUUGCAGCCCGUGCAUCCACUCAGCUUGGUUCUCAGCCACAUGGUCACAGAGGAAGGUGGAAGGUGUUUGUAACGGACGGGAAGGAUGUGGCAUUGACAGGAGUGUGUGUCUUCUUCACCAGAAGCAACACUUUAAAAGCAAUAACGUCUGAGAAUAUACACCGAGAUGUGAAUUUCAAUAUGUUGGACACGACAGAAGUGGGUCUGUUAAAAAGCGUUGAGCAGUUGGUCUCGGAGAUCUUUAUCCCGACAAUAAAGAAGAUGGACCAUGGUUGGGGAGAGCUGGCUAGUCCCCAGGCCCAGGCUGUAAAGCAGGAGUUCAUAUGCUCACUUGAAAACUUUGGGUCAGUUCUGACUGGAGCACAGGAGAGUCUACAAGAAAAGGUUACUUUAAAAGAGUGUGACACUUUUGACUUGCGGAUGCUGAAAGGCCCAGCAGACUAUCUGGCAGCCGCCAACAGCACAGAAACAACAGAAAAGAUAGAGGCCUGUAUGAAAGUCUGGCUCAAACAGAUAGAACAGGUUCUAGCUGAGAGUGACCAGCUUAGAAAGGAGGCAGAUGACCUUGGUCCUCGUGCUGAGCUGGAUCACUGGAAGAAACGGAUGUGUCGCUUCAACUAUCUUGUUGAUCAGCUAAAAAACCCUGAUGUGAGAGCUGUACUGGGUGUGCUCUUGAUGGCCAAAUCUAAGAUCAUUAAGCGUUGGCGGGAACUAGAUGCAAGGAUCACUGAUGCCGCUAAUGAGGCCAAAGACAAUGUCAAGUACCUCUACAGCAUGGAGAAAUUCUGUGAUCCUCUCUACAACAGUGACCCUGUGUCCAUGGUGGCCGCAAUCCCAGGUUUGAUCAAUGCCAUCAGGAUGAUUCUCACUAUUUCUCGCUAUUACAACUCAUCAGAAAAAAUAACAUCACUUUUUGUUAAGGUGACGAACCAGAUGAUCACUGCUUGCAAGGCCUACAUCACCAAUAACGGCUCAGAUACAAUAUGGGAUCAGCCUCAGCAAGUUGUCAUUGACAAACUUAAAGCUUCCAUUCGCCUUAAUCAGGAGUACCAGCGGUGUUUCCAUAAAACCAAGGAGAAGCUGGAACAAACUACCUCGGCGCGACAGUUUGACUUCAGUGAGAUGUACAUAUUUGGGAAGUUUGAUUCAUUUCAACGACGUCUAAUUAAGAUUCUGGAAAUGUUUAGUACCAUUUCCACAUACUCAGCACUGCAGGACUCGAAGAUUGAAGCACUAGAAACCAUUGCUACCAGGUUUCAAACUGCAGAAAUGCAAGCAAAAUGGGAGGCUGUUGUGCAGAAGAUGAAAAUAAAACCCUACAGUUUCCUAGCCCAUAAAAGAACUGACUUUGAUGUUGACUAUGAGGAAUUCUGCAAAAGCACCUCUGAGAUCCAUGAGCAGCUGAAGAAUUUCAUGGACAGAACGUUUGAAACGAUUAAAAAUACAGAAAGAGCUUUAAAUGUGCUAAAGAAAUUUGAAAGACUUGGCAUCCCUGAUCUUGGCACUAAUGCCAAGUAUCAGCACAUUCUACAGAAUUAUGACCGGGACAUUGAAAUGAUUUCCCAAAUCUACAUGACGCAGAAAUUGCACCCCCCCACUGGCAAGAACAUGCCUCCAGUGGCGGGUCGGAUCAUGUGGGUCCGGCAGCUGUAUAACCGUAUCCAGGGUCCUAUGGAUCUCUUUCAACAGCAACCAGGUGUUCUUUCAGCACCAGAGGCGAAGAGGACAAUCAAAAACUUUAACAGGACAGCAAGGAUCCUGUUGGAAUAUGAGAUUCUCCACCAUAAGAACUGGAUGACAAAGAUGGAGCAUGUCAGGGUGGGGCUGCACUCCUCUCUGUUGGUCAGGUCUACAAAGACAGAAGAGCUGUACGUGAACUUUGACCCAGAGAUUCUGACCCAGAUCAGGGAGGUGAACUGCAUGACAACGAUGAAGUUGGAUAUCCCCCCUUUUGCUGCUUUGUUGCAGCAGACACAGCACACCCUCAAGGAAAACUACAACAAAUUACAGCUAAUAUUGAGCGAGAACACAAGAGUAAGGGCCAAGAUUCAGACUGCUUUUCAACAGCUGCUUAUCCCACACGUUGCUAAGGUGGAUGAGGUGAUUCAACCAGGACUGACCUCCCUCAGCUGGACAUCUCUGAAUAUAGACAUGUAUUUCAGCCACAUUGAGAAAGCAUUGGUUAACCUCGAGCUGUUGAUUGACAGAGUGAAUGACUUGGUGGAAUUUAGGAUAGAUGCAGUACUGCAGGAGAUGAGUACAUCCACACUGUGUGUUCUGCCAGAGGACGAGCCGGUCACCUGCGAAGAGUUUAUUCAAACCACAAGAGACCUGUGUAUAAAGCAAGCACAGAGUCUGAAUAUGAAGAGUUCACUAGUGGAGGAGGCCGCCAAUGAACUGAUUAACAUGCUGAUGGAUUUUGACCAUAAUCAGAAAGAGGAAGAGGAGAAGUUGAAGGAAGAAAGCAACACUCAGAGCAAGACCAUAGACAAUCUUGAAAGUGAAGAUGUGCCCCGUUCAGAAGGCUCUCUCUUCUUCAGAGACACAUUGCUCCCUCCUUCUAGCGUUGGUCCUUCUUCUCCCUUGGUGAGAAGGAAAAAGAAGAGGGAUCUGAUGGAAGUGAUGAAGGAGGAAGCCCAGGAGCUGCUCUCCUAUUUUAACCAUCGCAAUGUGGAUGCCUUGCUCAGAGUGACACGCAAUACCCUAGAGAUGCUGCGCAAGCGCAUAAGUACCUCCUCGCUCAACCAUUUCUUAGAUAACAGCGGCUCACCCAGCAGUGGGAAAAGCAGUGGUCAGCAGGCAAUCUUCAGAGUCAGUGUGACUCUCUGUAUACCUAACAUUGAGAUGGUUCCAUCUGUGGAGGACGUCCAGCAGGCUCUAAACCAGGUUGUGGAGUGUGUGCUUAGUGUCAGCAAAGGAGUGAGCCAGUGGAGUACAGAGAGGAUCUCUAAGAGAAAAAUGAACGAAAGGCGGAUGGCAGCUCUGAAAAAAGACAGUUCUGAAAGUGAAUCAGAGGAUGGAGCAACAACACACAGGAGCUUGGCUGAAGGCAGCACCUCAGAAAUUGCAGCAUCUGUGAUCCAAGCCAUCUCCUUCCAAACAAGGAAUUACCACAAGAGUGUGUCUGAGAACAAGGAGAUAGUCAAGUUGGUAUCUGUUCUCAGCAAUGCCAUCACCUCUUCCAAAAAGGAGGUGUCAACUGCUCUAGAUCGUCUCAGUCGCUACCAUCACAUCUGGAGAAAUGACCGUGAAGACACAAUGCAGAGAUUCAUCCAGGGAAACCACCUGUUAUCAGAGUUUGAAAGCCAGAUUCUUUUCUACCGAGACCUGGAGAUGGAAAUAAUCUCAGAACCAGAGUACAUUACUGUUGGAGCCUUGGCUCUGUUCACAGCGUGCCUAAAGAUGUCCCUCACUGCUGAAACUAAGAGUUGGAUGGUGGAGUAUGGACUUUGCUGUAAUAAGAAAUACUGUUCAGAGAUGGAGCAGAUUUUUGCCUUUGUUGAUGAAGCGGGAAAGAAACUGAAUCGACAGAUCAAAGACCUGGAUGACAUUCGCAUUGCCAUGGCUGCAGUCAAAGAGAUCAGAGAGCACCAGAUAUCUAUUGAUUUUAAAGUUGGGCCAUUGGAGGAGUCCUAUGCUAUGCUUCAUAAAUAUGAGCUUCCAGUGCCCAAAGAAGAAGUGGAUAAAGUGGAUACUCUGCGUUACACUUGGGAAAAGCUCCUGUCUCGGACUACUGAAGUACAGAAUGAGUUGGUCUCCUUGCAACCGAAAUUCAGAGAAGAUCUAGUUAACAAUGUGGAGACCUUCCAGGAGGACUGCCAUCACUUUUACCAGGAUUAUGAGACGGACGGGCCUAUGGCGGUGGGUCUUCCUCCGCAAGAUGCCAGUGACCGACUGAUCAUGUUCCAGAAUCGAUUUGAUAAUCUGUUCAGGAAGUACAUCACUUUCACUGGUGGAGAAGAGCUGUUUGGACUACCUGUUACCCAGCACCCUCAGCUGUUGGACAUCCGGAAGCAGCUGACGCUGCUGCAGAAGUUGUAUGGACUUUACAACAAUGUCAUCGAAACAGUCAAUGGUUACUAUGACAUCCUAUGGGCAGACAUCCACAUUGAGAAGAUCAAUAAUGAGCUGCUUGACUUUCAGACAAGAUGUCGCAAGCUGCCCCGUGCUCUAAAGGAGUGGCAGGCCUUCCUAGACCUGAAGAAAACUGUUGAUGAAUUCAGUGAAUGUGUCCCCCUGUUGGAACUCAUGACCAACAAAGCAAUGAUGACACGGCACUGGAAGAGAAUUACCGAGGUGACUGGACAUACUUUUGACGUGGAGUCUGAAACAUUCAAGCUACGCAACAUCAUGGAGGCUCCACUUCUUAAGUAUAAAGAAGAGAUUGAGGAUAUCUGCAUCAGUGCCGUCAAGGAACGAGAUAUUGAGCAGAAGCUGAAGCAAGUGAUCGCCGAGUGGGAUAACAAGACUUUUACAUUUGCCAGCUUCAAGAAUCGUGGAGAGCUGCUGCUGAGAGGGGACAGCACAUCAGAGGUCAUUGCCAGCAUGGAGGAUAGUCUGAUGAUUCUAGGGUCCCUUAUGAGCAACAGGUACAACACGCCGUUCAAAACCCAGAUUCAAAAAUGGGUUCAGCACCUUUCCAACACCACUGACAUCAUUGAACACUGGAUGACUGUCCAGAACCUCUGGAUUUAUCUGGAGGCGGUGUUUGUGGGUGGAGACAUUGCCAAACAGCUGCCCAAGGAAGCAAAACGUUUCUCAAACAUCGAUAAAUCCUGGGUGAAGAUCAUGAUGCGUGCUCACGAAAUGCCCAAUGUGGUACAGUCGUGUGUGGGAGAUGAAACCAUGGGACAGUUGCUUCCUCACCUGCUUGAACAGCUGGAGAUCUGUCAAAAGUCCCUAACUGGCUAUUUGGAGAAGAAGCGUCUGCUGUUCCCACGUUUUUUCUUUGUCUCUGACCCUGCCCUGCUGGAGAUCCUGGGCCAGGCCUCAGACUCUCACACCAUCCAGGCACACCUUCUCAAUGUCUUUGAUAACAUCAAAUGUGUUCGAUUCCAUGAUAAGAUAUAUGACCGUAUUCUGGCUGUUACAUCGCGGGAAGGAGAGACUGUGGAGCUGGAGCGUCAUGUCACAGCAGAAGGCAACGUGGAGGUGUGGCUGAAUGCACUGCUGAAAGAGUCACAGCGGUCUUUGCAUAUGGUGAUCCGACAGGCUGCUCUGGCCAUACAGGAGCCCAGCUUCCACAUCAUUGAUUUUAUCAACUCCUACCCUUCUCAAGUGGGCUUGCUUGGUAUCCAGAUGAUAUGGACAAGGGACUCUGAGGAAGCCCUAACAAAUGCCCGACACGACCGCCGCAUCAUGACCAAAACCAAUCAGCACUUUCUGGAUCUGCUCAAUACACUGAUUGAUAUGACCACCAGAGAUCUCGAGGCCAUGGAGAGGACCAAAUACGAGACCCUCAUCACGAUUCAUGUCCACCAGAGGGACAUAUUUGAUGAUCUGUGCCGGCUGCAUGUCAAAAGCCCCAGUGACUUUGAGUGGCUGAAGCAGUGCCGUUUCUACUUCAAUGAGGACUUGGACAAGAUGAUCAUCAACAUCACAGAUGUGGGCUUUGUUUACCAGAAUGAAUUCUUGGGCUGCACAGAAAGACUAGUCAUUACACCUUUGACUGACAGAUGUUAUAUCACCUUGGCGCAGGCUCUUGGUAUGAGUAUGGGUGGAGCCCCUGCUGGUCCCGCCGGGACAGGAAAGACUGAGACGAUAAAGGACAUGGGUCGCUGUCUGGGAAAGUAUGUUGUGGUUUUCAACUGUUCUGACCAGAUGGACUUCAGAGGCUUGGGAAGAAUAUUCAAAGGUCUGGCUCAGUCUGGUUCGUGGGGCUGUUUUGAUGAGUUCAAUCGCAUCAACCUUCCAGUUCUAUCGGUGGCGGCCCAACAGAUUUCAAUAGUUCUGACCUGCAAGAAGGAACGUCGUAAAAACUUUGUCUUCACCGAUGGGGAAAAUGUUGAGAUGAAUCCAGAGUUUGGCAUCUUCCUUACAAUGAACCCAGGUUAUGCAGGCCGCCAGGAACUUCCUGAAAACCUUAAGAUCAACUUCCGCUCUGUAGCCAUGAUGGUUCCUGAUCGUCAGAUAAUUAUUAGAGUAAAACUGGCCAGCUGUGGGUUUAUAGACAACAUGGAGCUGGCACGCAAGUUCUUCACUCUGUAUAAGCUGUGUGAGGAGCAACUGUCUAAACAGGUUCACUAUGACUUUGGCUUGCGCAACAUCCUGUCAGUUCUACGAACUCUGGGAGCGGCCAAGCGAUCCAACCCCACUGACACAGAGUCCACCAUCGUCAUGAGAGUACUGAGGGACAUGAAUCUUUCCAAACUGAUCGACGAGGAUGAGCCGCUCUUUCUGAGCUUGAUCGAGGACCUCUUCCCAGGGAUCCAACUCGACAAAGAGGGUUACCCUGAACUGGAGGCUGCCAUCGACAAACAGGUGGAGGAAGCAGGUCUGAUCAGCCACCCUCCCUGGAAGCUGAAGAUCAUCCAGUUAUUUGAGACCCAGAAAGUUCGACAUGGCAUGAUGGCUCUGGGGCCGAGUGGGGCUGGAAAGACGACGUGUAUCCACACACUGAUGAGGGCCAUGACAGAGUGUGGUCAUCCCCACAGAGAGAUGCGCAUGAACCCCAAAGCCAUCACAGCACCCCAGAUGUUUGGUCGAUUGGAUGUAGCCACAAACGACUGGACUGAUGGCAUCUUCUCUACACUUUGGAGGAAAACACUUAAAGCAAAGAAAGGAGAGCACAUCUGGAUAGUGCUAGAUGGACCUGUUGAUGCCAUCUGGAUUGAAAAUCUGAACUCAGUUUUGGACGACAACAGAACUCUGACGCUGGCAAAUGGAGACCGUAUACCAAUGGCUCCCAACUGUAAGGUGGUUUUUGAGCCACAUAAUAUUGACAACGCUUCCCCUGCCACAGUGUCACGUAAUGGCAUGGUGUUCAUGAGCUCCUCAGUGCUCAGCUGGAACCCUAUACUGGAGGGCUGGUUAAAGAAACGUUGCCCUCAGGAGGCAGAGGUACUGAGGCAGCUCUUCUCCUCCUUCUCUGAACUAUAUCGCUUCAGUAUGCAGUCCUUGGAGUUCAAGAUGGAUAUGCUGGAGGCCUUUGUCAUCAUGCAGUGCAUAAACAUGCUGCAGGGACUCAUUCCAACAAAGGAGCAGUGGGGGGAAUUAUCUAGAGAGCACCUGGAGCGACUGUAUGUCUUUGCCCUCAUGUGGAGUGUUGGUGCCUUGCUUGAGCUGGAUGACCGGAAGAAAAUGGAAUCCUGGUUUAGAGGAAAUGACAGCAUCUGUCUGAAUUUGCCAGAUAUUCCUCCUGACAGUGAGGGCACCAUGUUUGACUACUACGUCGCAGCAGAUGGUCGUUGGGCCCACUGGAGCUCUAGAGUCGAGGAAUAUGUCUAUCCAUCUGACGUCACCCCAGAGUACAGCUCCAUCUUGGUUCCCAACGUGGACAAUGUUAGAACAGACUUCUUAAUUCAGACAAUUGCGAAACAGGGCAAGGCUGUUUUGCUGAUUGGAGAGCAAGGAACAGCCAAGACCGUUAUCAUCAAGGGCUACAUGUCAAAGUAUGACCCGGAGACGCAACAGGGCAAAAGUCUCAACUUUUCCUCUGCUACUACACCACUCAUGUUCCAGAGGACAGUAGAAAGCUAUGUGGAUAAAAGGAUGGGGACAACCUAUGGGCCCCCUGCUGGGAAGAAAAUGUCAAUAUUUAUUGAUGACAUCAACAUGCCUGUCAUCAAUGAGUGGGGAGACCAGGUCACUAAUGAAAUUGUAAGGCAGCUGAUGGAGCAGAACGGCUUCUUCAACCUGGAGAAACCCGGAGAGUUCACCAAUAUAGUUGAUGUUCAGUUUCUGGCAGCCAUGAUUCAUCCAGGUGGGGGGCGUAAUGACAUUCCACAAAGACUGAAAAGGCAGUUUUCCAUCUUUAACUGCACCCUACCCUCCAAUGCCUCUAUGGAUAAGAUAUUUGGUGUUAUCGGUGAGGGCCACUUCUGUGCACACCGUGGUUUCACUGAGGACGUUCAGAGCACCAUGCCUCGGCUGGUAGCUCUGACCCGCCGGCUUUGGCAGCUGACCAAGCUCAAGAUGCUUCCAACGCCUGCAAAGUUCCACUACGUCUUCAAUCUGAGGGAUCUGUCCAGGGUCUGGCAAGGCAUGCUCAGCACAAGUGCAGAGGUGGUGGACUCUGUCCAAGUUUUGCUGAUGCUGUGGAAGCAUGAGUGCAAACGUGUGAUUGCUGAUAGAUUUACAAUGCCUGACGAUGUGGAGUGGUUUGAUCAGACUCUGGCAAAGUUGGUGGAAGAGGAGCUCGGGGAGGAGCGCAAGAAUAUAGUGGACUGUGGAGUGGAAAGAUAUUUUGUUGACUUCUUACGAGAUGCCCCUGAAGUCACAGGAGAAGAGCCAGAAAGCUCAGAUUUUGAUAUGCCCAAGGUGUACGAGCCUAUUGAAUCAUUUGAGAGCUUAAAGGACCGUCUGAACAUGUUCUUGUGCCACUACAACGAAAGCAUCAGGGGAACUGGCAUGGACAUGGUCUUCUUUCAGGACGCAAUGAUCCAUCUGAUUAAGGUGUCAAGGAUAAUCCGGACACCUGGAGGUAAUGCCCUGUUGGUGGGUGUCGGGGGAUCUGGAAAACAGAGCCUAACCAGACUGGCUUCGUUCAUAGCUGGAUACAAGAUCUUCCAAAUUACUCUAACACGUUCAUACAAUACAACCAACCUGAUGGAUGACCUGAAAGGUUUGUACAGAACAGCCGGCCAGCAGGGAAAAGGCGUCACCUUCAUCUUUACCGACAAUGAAAUCAGAGACGAGUCCUUCCUUGAGUAUAUGAACAACGUCCUGUCGUCAGGAGAGGUGUCCAACUUAUUUGCCCGGGAUGAGAUGGACGAGAUUCUCAGUGAUCUCAUCCCAGUAAUGAGGCGCGAGUUUCCCAGGCGACCACCGACCAAUGAAAACCUCUAUGAAUACUUCAUGUCUCGGGUCAGACACAAUCUCCAUGUUGUCCUGUGCUUUUCUCCAGUUGGGGAAAAGUUCCGCAAUCGUGCACUGAAGUUUCCAGCACUGAUAUCUGGUUGCACCAUGGACUGGUUCAGUCGCUGGCCAAAAGAUGCACUUGUUGCAGUUUCGGAGCACUUUCUAUCUGUUUAUGACAUAGACUGCUCGCCUCAGGUCAAAAGAGAAGUAGUCCAGUGUAUGGGUUCCUUCCAGGAUGGUGUUGCAGAAAAGUGUGUUGACUACUUCCAAAGGUACCGGCGCUCCACCCAUGUCACGCCCAAGUCCUACCUGUCCUUCAUUCAGGGUUACAAGUCCAUCUAUAAGGAGAAAAGGUCUGAGGUGCAAACUCUGGCCAACAGGAUGAACACGGGUUUACAAAAGCUGAAAGAGGCAUCAGAGUCUGUAGCAAGUCUCAGCAAAGAGCUGGAGGUCAAAGAGAAAGAGCUACAGGUUGCCAAUGACAAAGCAGACAUGGUGCUGAAGGAGGUGACAGUAAAAGCUCAGGCUGCAGAGGGGGUGAAGAUAGAGGUUCAGAAAGUAAAGGACAAGGCCCAGGCUAUAGUGGACAGCAUUUCAGCUGACAAGGCCAUCGCUGAGGAAAAGCUUGAAGCUGCCCGGCCAGCUCUUGAAGAGGCAGAAGCUGCACUGCAGACAAUCAAGCCAUCAGACAUUGCCACAGUGCGAACGCUUGGCCGACCUCCCCACCUUAUCAUGCGGAUCAUGGACUGUGUGCUGCUGCUCUUUCAGAGGCGGGUCAACCCUGUGAAGAUUGAUCCAGAGAAAAACUGCAUCACUACAUCCUGGCAGGAGUCCCUGAAACUCAUGACAGCUGGAAACUUCCUAGGCAGCUUGCAGCAAUUCCCCAAAGACACAAUUAAUGAAGAAAUGGUGGAGCUGCUGCAGCCUUAUUUUAAAAUGCCUGACUACAACAUUGAAACAGCCAAAAGGGUGUGUGGCAAUGUGGCUGGCCUUGCAUCUUGGACCAAAGCAAUGGCUACCUUUUUCUCCAUCAACAAGGAAGUCUUACCAUUGAAGGCUAAUCUAGCUGUGCAGGAAAAUCGUUUGGCCGACGCUAAUGUCGACCUUCAGAAAGCUCAGGCUGAACUGGAUGCCAAACAGACGGAGCUGGAUGUGGUUCAAGCUGAGUAUGAGAAGGCCAUGAUGGAGAAACAGACACUGCUAGAAGAUGCAGAGCGCUGCAGACGCAAGAUGCAGACAGCCUCCAGUCUUAUAAGUGGCCUUGCUGGUGAGAAAGAGAGAUGGACAGAACAGAGCAAAGAGUUUGCUGUCCAAACCAAACGUCUUGUUGGAGACGUUCUCUUGGCCACGGCAUUUCUCUCUUACUCUGGCCCCUUCAAUCAGGAGUUUCGUAAUCUCUUACUAAAUGACUGGCAACGAGACUUGACGCAGCGUUGCAUCCCGUUUGGCAAUAACCUCAAUCUGACUGAGCUGCUCAUUGAUGGGCCCACUGUUAGUGAAUGGAACCUCCAGGGGCUUCCCAAUGAUGACCUGUCCAUCCACAAUGGCAUCAUUGUGACCAAAGCAACCCGCUUCCCUCUCCUUAUUGACCCACAGACACAAGGAAAAAUCUGGAUCAAGAACAAAGAGGCUCGGAAUGAGUUGCAGAUCACCUCACUUAACCAUAAGUACUUCAAAAACCACCUUGAUGAUAGUUUGUCCCUUGGUCGCCCCUUAUUAAUUGAAGAUGUAGAGGAGGAGUUGGACCCUGCACUUGACAACAUCCUUGAGAAAAACUUUAUCAAAACUGGCUCCACUUACAAGGUGAAAGUUGGUGACAAAGAAGUCGAUGUGAUGAAGGGCUUCAGACUUUACAUGACCACCAAGCUCCCAAACCCAGCUUACACUCCUGAAAUCAGUGCUCGCACUUCCAUCAUUGAUUUUACCGUCACAAUCAAAGGACUUGAGGACCAACUUCUUGGAAGAGUCAUUCUCACCGAAAAACGGGAAAUGGAGAAAGAGAGGACAGACCUCUUGGAAGAUGUGACAUAUAAUAAGAGAAAGAUGAAGGAACUGGAGGACAACCUCCUGUAUAGACUGUCCAGCACACAGGGUUCACUGGUGGAUGAUGAGAGUUUAAUUCUCGUCCUUAACAACACAAAGCGCACAGCUGAGGAGGUCACUCAGAAACUGCAGAUUGCUGCAGAGACUGAGGUCCAGAUCAAUGCUGCCAGAGAGGAGUAUCGACCUGUGGCCACCAGGGGAAGCAUCCUGUACUUCUUGAUCACUGAGAUGAGUAUGGUCAACAUCAUGUAUCAAACUUCUCUCAGGCAGUUCCUGGGACUUUUUGACCUUUCCCUGGCUAGAUCCUCCAAAAGCCCCAUCACCAGCAAGCGCAUAGCCAGCAUCAUCGAGUUCAUGACCUACGAGGUGUAUAAGUAUGCAGCAAGGGGUCUGUAUGAAGAGCACAAGUUCCUGUUCACUUUGCUGCUAACGCUGAAGAUUGAUAUGCAGAGCAGCAAAGUCAAACAUGAGGAGUUUCACACGCUCAUUAAAGGGGGUGCAUCUCUGGACCUAAAGACCUGCCCUCAGAAACCGGCUAAGUGGAUUCUGGACAUGACCUGGCUCAACCUUGUGGCUCUCAGCAAGCUGUGGCAAUUUUCUGAUAUUCUGAAUCAGAUAAGUCGUAAUGAGAAGCAGUGGAAAUCCUGGUUCGAUAAGGAAGCUCCAGAGGAGGAGGUGCUCCCAAACUCAUACGACCAGGGUCUUGACUGUUUUAGGCGACUGCUCCUCAUACGCUGCUGGUGUCCUGACAGGACCAUUGCACAGGCUCGUAAAUACAUAACAGAUGCAAUGGGGGAAAAGUACACUGAAGGGGUGAUUCUUGACUUGGAGAGGAUGUGGGAAGAAUCCAACCCAAGAACGCCUCUUAUCUGCUUCUUGUCAAUGGGCUCUGAUCCUACGGACUCUAUUAUUGCUCUGGGGAAAAAGUUGAAGCUUGAAACCCGAUACGUAUCCAUGGGACAAGGACAAGAAGUGCACGCUCGCAAGCUUCUGCAGCAGACUAUGGCUAAUGGUGGGUGGGCCUUACUCCAGAACUGUCACCUCGGACUGGACUUCAUGGAUGAACUGAUGGACACGGUGACAGAAACAGAUUUUGUGAACAACACCUUCCGUGUGUGGAUGACCACAGAGGUCCACAGACACUUCCCCAUCACACUUCUGCAGAUGUCAAUCAAGUUCACCAAUGAACCACCACAGGGUCUCAAAGCAGGGCUUAAGAGGACGUAUGGAGGUAUAAACCAGGACCUUCUGGAUGUUAGUAACAUGGUCCAGUGGAAGCCGAUGCUGUACGCCGUUGCAUUUCUCCACAGCACAGUACAAGAGAGGAGAAAGUACGGCCCUCUGGGUUGGAACAUCCCUUACGAGUUCAACCAGGCCGACUUCAAUGCCACUGUCCAGUUCGUUCAGAACCACCUCGACGACACAGACAUCAAAAAGGGUGUGUCAUGGAACACUGUGCGAUACAUGAUCGGAGAGAUUCAGUAUGGCGGCCGUGUCACUGACGACUAUGACAAGCGGCUGCUCAACACCUUUGCCCAGGUGUGGUUCAGUGAGCACAUGUUUGAAGCCAGCUUUAACUUCUACAAGGGCUACAGCAUCCCAAAGUGCUCCUCUGUUGACCAGUAUCUUGCAUACAUCCAGAGUCUUCCAGCCUACGACACCCCAGAGGUGUUUGGUCUUCACCCGAUUGCAGACAUAACCUUCCACAGUAAACUGGCUAAAGACGUACUGGACACCAUCCUCAGUAUUCAGCCCAAAGACAGCUCUUCAGGACAAGGGGAGACCAGAGAGGCUGCCGUGUCCAGGCUGGCAGACGACAUGCUCAACAAGCUGCCUCCUGACUACGUGCCAUUUGAAGUGAGAGAGCAUCUUCUGAAGAUGGGUCCUUUCCACCCCAUGAACAUCUUCCUUCGUCAGGAGAUUGAUAGGAUGCAGAAGGUCAUCGUUUUGGUCCGAAACACUUUGACGGAUCUCAAGUUGGCUAUCGAUGGGACUAUAGUGAUGAGCGAGAACCUGAGAGAUGCUCUGGACUCCAUGUACGACGCUCGUAUUCCAGCCCGCUGGAAGAAGGCGUCGUGGGCGUCCAGCACCCUGGGUUUCUGGUUCACAGAGCUGCUUGAGCGGAACCGGCAGUUCCAGGCUUGGAUAUUUGAAGGGCGGCCGAACUGCUUCUGGAUGACAGGUUUCUUCAACCCUCAGGGCUUCCUGACAGCCAUGAGACAGGAGAUAACUCGGGCCAACAAGGGCUGGGCCCUGGACCGCAUGGUGCUUUGUAACGAGGUGACCCGGUGGAUGAAGGACGACGUCACGCAGCCUCCGGCGGAGGGCGUGUAUGUCUACGGCCUCUACCUGGAGGGGGCUGGAUGGGACCGCCGCGGCUCCAAACUCAUCGAUUCCAAGCCCAAAGUCCUCUUUGAGACGAUGCCUGUCAUCAGGUUGUACGCUGAGAACAAUGGUGUGAAGGAUUCCCGCUUCUAUUCCUGUCCAAUCUACAAGAAGCCAGUUAGGAUGGAUGUGAAUUAUAUCGCAGCAGUAGACCUGAAAACUUCCCAAACUCCAGAAUAUUGGAUCCUCCGGGGCGUGGCGCUCCUCUGUGAUGUGAAAUGAUUUUCAUGUUGACACACUGACACAUACAGCCAUCAUACACUUUUUUGAACAUGCAGCAUUAACAGUUGUUCAGCUAUUCUUUAAUUAUGUAUACCCAUUUUAAUCCGAUUCAGGAUCACAAAGUCUAUCAAAAAUGUCAGCGUGUGAAAGGCGGCACAUACCCUGGACAGGUCAUUAGUUCAUUUCAGGGCAACUCAGAAAGAAACAAGCGCACACACACAGUCCUGGGAUCAAUUUAGAAUCAUCAAUUAGGUUAUCAUGCAGGGUUUUGGACUGUCGGAGGAAACUGGAGUACCCGGGGAAAACAUGCAAACUCCACACAGAAAACCUCCCGCUGGGAUUUGAAGCAGGACCUUCUAGCUUGAGGCAACAGUACGAGCUUAUGUUGCUCACUGUUCCGUUAUGAAUCCUGAAAAAACCUUUUACCUGGGGAGAAAAUGAGAGGAGACAG